AUGCCGACGGCAAACAAGGGCGUGCUCGUGAAAUGCGACCCGGCCACGAAGCAGUAUCUGCUCCAUCUUAACGAAACUGCAGUGCAGCAACGGUUUGUGAUUGAAGACCUUGACGACACGCACUUGUUUAUCGUGCCCGAUCCCAAGGUCAUCGCUUUUAUCGAGAAAAAGAUGGACGAGUGGAACGAAAAGAACACGUACCAGCCGCCGACGCAGUAA
Hyaloperonospora brassicae is the source of this 219-nucleotide messenger RNA. The record is from the annotation of a GenBank genome assembly. NCBI's taxonomy places the organism in Eukaryota, Oomycota, Peronosporomycetes, Peronosporales, Peronosporaceae.